AUGCUCCCCAAGGACGCCUACAGCGAUGAUGCGUUGGCUGAUAAGGGUGGCUAUGCAGACUUCGCCACGAAGUCUGCUGGGGCUUCAACGAAGACUAGUGGCCCAGCUGAUGAUGACGACGAUGCUGUUUUAUCCAGUGGACUGGACGAUGAUCUGGCUGAAAAAAGCGACGAUACAGCAACCAAAGCUUCUAAAUCUACUAAGUCUGGGACCGAAACUCCAUACGCUGGAAAGAUCUAUGCUGACAGUGGAUUAGGAUUGAUCGGGGAUGAUGAUCAACCUAAAAAAAGCAAUCGGGUACCGCCCCAAGAAGAUGUCGACUCGGCUCUUGAUGACCCAGUACAGAUGUAA
Molecule: messenger RNA, 351 nt
Organism: Plasmopara halstedii
Lineage: Eukaryota; Oomycota; Peronosporomycetes; Peronosporales; Peronosporaceae
Exons: 1
Coding region: 1-351 (116 amino acids)
Source: RefSeq, a predicted model, not a curated record